Messenger RNA from Mizuhopecten yessoensis (Yesso scallop), 2308 nucleotides. RefSeq names its product solute carrier family 13 member 5-like. The transcript is spliced from 18 exons. Gene Ontology annotation, molecular function: transmembrane transporter activity. The record is from RefSeq and is a predicted model, not a curated record. Gene Ontology annotation, biological process: monoatomic anion transmembrane transport. Lineage: Eukaryota; Metazoa; Mollusca; Bivalvia; Pectinida; Pectinidae. Gene Ontology annotation, cellular component: membrane. The coding region runs from base 64 to 2202 and encodes 712 amino acids.
GUUGAUCAUUGAAGUAAAUGUAAAUGUACUAAUCUUCAUUUGCUGUGAUAUUCUGUCGUUGAUAUGGGUCUGUUAUCAGACAUCUGGACGAUUCGGAAUUACAUCAUUGUAACAUUAACACCGAUAGUUUUACUGCCAUUGAUUCUCCUAUCCGAUAGACAGGAAACAAAAUGUGCUUAUGUUGUAAUACUUUCCGCUGUAUUCUGGAUAACGGAGGCACUUCCAAUUGCCGUGACGUCAUUGCUGCCAGUUGUUAUCUUUCCAGCCAUAGGCCUGAUGUCUGCUUCAGAUACAUCUUCUGCUUAUAUUAACGACACUUCGAUGCUGUUCAUUGGAGGACUCAUUCUUGCAGCAGCUAUCGAACACUGGGAUAUCCAUAAACGUAUUGCUCUGAAAGUUUUAAUCAUGGUUGGAUCUGAGCCUGUAUGGUUAAUAUUCGGUAUGAUGUUGCCAACGUGGUUCCUGUCAAUGUGGAUCAAUAACACAGCCACUGCAGCCAUGAUGGCGCCAAUAUCCAACGCAGUGAUGAAACAAUUCAGAGAGGUGAAGGAUGAAAGGGGUUCCCAAGCAGAUCAACAGGAAUACGAAAGCUUGGACAACAGAGCCGCGGAAUACACUGAUGAUGAAUGCAGAACACGAAGUGACUACCACGAGUUAACUGGCUCGAAUAUAUCCAAAGACGAGGAUGGAAUCAACAAAGAAUCAAGUUCUGUAGAGGAUGAUGUAACGUCUGACCUGGAAUACCUUCGCCUUGGUAAAGCUCUAUCCCUCUCAGUAGCCUAUGCUGCCAACAUCGGAGGUGUAGCAACGCUUACAGGAUCCUUUCCAAAUAUCAUAAUGAAAGGACAAACAGACUUAUUGUAUGAGAGGUACCACACAACAUCUCCGGUGACGUAUGGCUCAUUCUUGCUGUACGGAUUUCCUAUAGCGUUUUUCGCCCUCCUGGCCCUUUGGAUAUGGUUCUACCUAUUCUUUUUCUUAUGCAGACGUGACCAGGGGCGCCUUGGGAAAAACCAUGGUGCAAGAAAAAAUAUCAAGACAAUGCUAAAAAAGGAAUACAACGAUAUGGGACCUAUGACGUUUGGAGAGGUGGCCGUCAUUAGUCAUUUAUUGGUUCUGGCAGUUCUUUGGAUAACAAGAGACUUAGGAGGCAGUGGAGGAUGGGGAUUUCUUUUUCCUCGUGGCAUGGUGUCCGAUUCAACGCCAGCCAUUCUAGUUUCAUGCUGUCUUUGCCUCUUCCCUUCACAAAUUCCAAAAGUUUUUUGUUGCACUAAAGGACGAAAAUAUGCCGCAUAUCCCCUCCUGCCUUGGAAAAUUGCCGAGAAGACAGUGCCAUGGGGAGUUAUCAUACUUGUAGGUGGUGGGUUUGCGAUUGCAAAAGGAAGUGAGCUACCAAAGAAGCUGAUUUGUCCGGCAUCGGUUUUAAGCUGGCCCGCCAGAAGGUUUGGAGAGGUGGCCGUCAUUAGUCAUUUAUUGGUUCUGGCAGUUCUUUGGAUAACAAGAGACUUAGGAGGCAGUGGAGGAUGGGGAUUUCUUUUUCCUCGUGGCAUGGUGUCCGAUUCAACGCCAGCCAUUCUAGUUUCAUGCUGUCUUUGCCUCUUCCCUUCACAAAUUCCAAAAGUUUUUUGUUGCACUAAAGGACGAAAAUAUGCCGCAUAUCCCCUCCUGCCUUGGAAAAUUGCCGAGAAGACAGUGCCAUGGGGAGUUAUCAUACUUGUAGGUGGUGGGUUUGCGAUUGCAAAAGGAAGUGAGGAAUCGGGUCUGUCUCAAUGGCUUGCAGAUCAGCUGGUGGUAUUUAGUGAGUUUGAGCCGUGGAUUAUGAACAUGAUUCUGUGUUUCAUCAUGGCAGCAGCAACGGAAGUUACAAGUAACACUGCUAUUUCUACCCUGAUGAUGCCUAUCGUCACACAACUGGCAUUCCGUUUAGGUGUAAACCCUUUAUACUACAUGCUACCGACCGCCAUUGCCACGUCAUUUGCCUUCAUGCUACCGGUAGCCACGCCACCCAAUGCUGUUGUUUUCUCGACUGGAUAUGUCAGGGUCAUCGACAUGAUGACUGCUGGAUUUGUCAUGAAUAUAGUAGCGGUAUUGAUUCUGGUAGCAGCAACGGAAACCAUUGGAGAACGCAUUUACAAUUUUCACACACUUCCAUCUAUUUUCAACACAACAAUGUUGCUAAAUAUUACAGGAAAUGGUUUCUAACUCUGUUGUAUUUUUUAUUUGAGAUCAUUUGUUUGGACUAUUGUAUAGUCCAAUGAAGUUUCUGAGCAAAUUUGAAGAGGAGAUGCGUUUUAAAGCAAAUUUAGCU